Messenger RNA from Aspergillus oryzae RIB40, 519 nucleotides. RefSeq lists its product as uncharacterized. The transcript has 2 exons. NCBI's taxonomy places the organism in Eukaryota, Fungi, Ascomycota, Eurotiomycetes, Eurotiales, Aspergillaceae. The record is from RefSeq and is a predicted model, not a curated record. Bases 1 to 519 code for a protein of 172 amino acids.
AUGUGUUUAACCGAUCAACAACAGGCAGUGGGGAUCUACGGCUUCUGGUUCAUCCAGCAACGCUUCAAACUCGGCACCAAAACCAUGUUCAGCACCAUUGCCGUCGCAAUUAUAUUGCUCGAUGGUUGGGGCAUGAUCGGCAUCUGGACACAGAAAUUUGGUUUCCAUAAUGGCUGGGAAUUCUGGCUCUACCAAGUAUAUUACGGUCUUUUCGUCUGCCCGUGGUAUAGUUACUCGCAAAUCAUGAUCUCCGAAGUCGCACCCCGGGGCCACGACUUCCUUUUCUUUAGUUUGUUCAGUAUCGUUGGCAAGACCUCGUCUUUCAUUGGACCUCUUGUCUCGAGUGCGAUUAUCGAUGCAACGCCGUCUGGAAACGCCUCGAUGCCUUUCUACUUUCUCUUUGGGCUGAGCGUGGCCAGUUUUGCUGUUUUGGCGAUAUGGCUGGAUCUGAAGAAGAGUCGACGAGAGCAGGAGCUGUUUCUUCAGGGUAAGGAUGGAAAUGGGUCGGGAGAUAUGUAA